Molecule: messenger RNA, 3658 nt
Organism: Argiope bruennichi
Lineage: Eukaryota; Metazoa; Arthropoda; Arachnida; Araneae; Araneidae
Gene: Sap-r
Exons: 30
Coding region: 138-3413 (1091 amino acids)
Biological process (GO): lipid metabolic process
Source: RefSeq, a predicted model, not a curated record
CAUUUGUUUUCAAUUUUUUUUGUCGUGUGAUCACAGUCGAAAGUGAGAUUAAACAGUUUUCAAAUCUAUGUAAAGGACUGUUGAAUGAUUUCUAAUUUACUUAACUCGUGCAGUGCGUGUUAUUCAUUGUUAUAGAGAUGAGGGUGUUAAUUUGUAUACUUCUUGGGGUCCUCCCGGCAUUUGCCUUCCCCACACCUGAGGCAGGUGUCCCUCCAGAAUGCAUUGACCCAACUUUUGCCUGUCAAGAUUUACAGAGUGCAAGACUAUGCAGGGUAGUCAAAACCUGCAUCUACGAUGUAUGGGAAACAAUGUCUGUUCCUGAUAGCAAUGAUGAAAUCUGUGAUAUUUGUAAAGAAAUGGUGAAAGAAGCUCGAGAUCAACUUCUAAGUAAUAUGACACAAGAAGAAAUAAAGGAAGUGUUCGAAGGAAGUUGUAAAUUAUUGCCUGUCAAACUAAUUGCUGAUGCGUGUAUUAAAGUAGUAGAUGAAAUAAUUCCUCAGCUGGUUGAAAUGUUGGCUUCUCGAAUGGAUCCCACCAUGGUUUGUACUGUUUCUGGAAUGUGCUUUCCAUCUAAGAAUGAUCUGGAAGUAGAGAAACAUAUUUUGAAAUUUGUUAGAGAUUAUUUGCUCAGGCAGAAGAAUGAUCAGUGUGCAGAAUGUACACAGAUGAUGACAGAUGUUCAAACAUUUAUGAAAUCUUCAUCUGAAGCUGAAGUGAAAAGCUAUGUGGAAAAAUUAUGCCAUGAAAAGAUGCCAUCUUAUUUGUGUAACAUUGUGCUAAAUACUUAUUUCAAUGAUAUCUACAAUUUCAUCUUGAACACUGAGCCUGCAAAAAUGUGCAGCUCUGUUGGAAUUUGUCCUCAGAAAUGUGAAUUAAAUAAUGAAGUGUCAAAAGUUGAGGAUGAGUUGACCUGUGAAUUUUGUGAACACCUUCUACAACAUGUUAAAGAUUUAAUAACUUCUAAUACAACACUGGAUGAAUUCAAAACUGCUUUACUUAAUUUUUGCAAGAAAACUGGAAAAUGGGCAGACAAAUGCACAAAUUUAGUGAAUGACUACUAUGAUAUGAUUUUUACCUACAUCAAGCAGUUAGAUACCCGAGGCAUGUGCACUCUUAUGGGUCUGUGUGAUAAGACUGGUUGUGUUGAUCUUCCUCUUAUCAAAAUUGAUCCUGAACGAGAAGCCCACAGAAAAAUCCCUCUCAUCAGACUUCAGCCUGCUCAGUAUCCAUCUACCAAUUUGAAACCUCAACCUCUUGUCAGAUUGAUUCCUGCUGAAAUGAUUUCCAAGAAACAGAUGAAAGAAUCAAAUGACGUUUUCCAGCUCCCGCUUGACAGGUUGAUGCAUCCUUUGCCAGUUUUUGAGAAAGAUACAGAAUGUGCUUUAUGCAAAGCCUUUUCUUUCUAUCUUGAAAAAGAUUUAGCUGGAGACAAUAGCAAGAUACAUGUUCGCCAAGCAAUUAAUGGAAUUUGUGAAAAAUGGAUGGUAGAAUAUCCUGAUCAUUGCAAAUACCUUGUUAAUAAUUAUUCUCAGAAAAUGCAGAUGGCCAUUGCAAAGGGUGUCAGCUUUGAUAAUCUGUGCUCUGAGGUAAAGGCCUGCUUAUUAGAAAAAAACAAAAAAGAUGACCUCAAUGUAAAAGUUAUCCCAAAAUCUGGGGAAAAUCCAUUCUGUGACUUGUGCAAAGAUGCAAUGAAUGAAGUUGAAAAAGCACUUAGUGACCCAGCUAUUAAACAAAAACUGAGGAACUCACUGGAUCAAGUCUGCAAUCUCUUACCAAAAUCUUUCAGGGAUGAUUGUGUCUCUUUCAUUAACCAAAAUAUUGAUGCACUUAUUGAUAUUCUGGAACAAGAACUACAGCCAGACCAGAUUUGCCCUGCUCUCAAGUUGUGUGGAAGCCAAAAGGCAAUUGGAGUCCCUCCAAGAGUAAACGAUUUAGAAUGUGAUGUCUGUAUGGAUGUAGUUUCUUCUUUUCGAACUAAACUUCAAGACCCUGCUUCAAAAGAGAUAGUUUUGACUUUUUUGGAAGAAGGCUGCAUGCGUCUUCCUGAUUCUGUUGCUGGAGAAUGCAAAAAGUUUGUGGAUGAUAAUAUUGACUAUGUGAUGAAAGUUAUUGUUGAAGGGUUGGAUCCUAAGAAAGUUUGCUCUAUCUUGAAUAUCUGCCCAGCUGCUUUCCAUAUUGAGCAACCCAAAGGAAUGAUCAAUGAUAUUGAGUGCGAUUUAUGCAAACAAGUAAUUGGUAAAGUGGAAGACAUGAUUAAGGACCAAAAAACAGAAGAUGAAAUUAAAGCUGCACUGGACAAAGUCUGUUCCUACCUGCCUUCUUCUCUCUCUGCUAAGUGCGAGCAAUUUGUGAAUCAGUACACAGAUCUCAUUGUGACACUUCUUAUGGAGGAACUUGAUCCUCAGUUGGUAUGUGCUCGUCUUGGCCUUUGUCCUACACAAAUAAAAGAAGAAAAACCCAAAGAGCUUAAGGAUCUAGAAUGUGAUUUAUGCAAAGAUGUUGUUGCUAAAGUUGAGGAAAUUAUGAAGAAUAACAAGACUGAAGAUGAAAUUAAAAAUGCAUUGGACAAAGUUUGUUCCUACUUACCGUCUUCCCUUGCCACAAAGUGUGAACAGUUUGUGAACCAAUAUACAGAGCUACUGAUUGAUUUAAUAUCUCAAAAUCUAUCUCCAGACCUUGUUUGUGCUGCCGUAGAAAUAUGCCCAGAAGAACCUGGCUUAUUACAAUGGAAGUCCAAAGUGGCUGAUGUGGAAUGUGAGGGAUGUCAAUAUGCUCUACAUUUCAUUCAAAAUAUCCUCAUGAGCAAUGAAACCAAGGGAAAAGUAAAAGAGUAUGUCAAACGCUUAUGUAGUGUUUUCCUACCUCAAACUCUUGCUGGCAACUGUGAGGCUUUUAUUGAUGAGUAUGGUGACUCCCUGCUCAUCCUUGUUGCUCAAGAAAUUGAUCCUAGUUCCAUGUGUUACAAAGCAGGAUUGUGUAAAAGCAAUGCUAUCAUACCACAGCUGGUAGCUGAUGUGGCCUUUCCUAACUUGAAUCACUUCCAAAUCGAUGAAUGCUCUGUUUGCACCACAGUAGUAGACUAUGUAGAUAAACUCUUGGAAGAAGAUGAUGUAGAUAAGGAAAUAACUCAUCUGGUUGAGAAAGUGUGUGUCGUGCUUCCAACUUCUUUCAGGGACAAGUGUAGCUCCAUGCUUGAGACCUAUGGCCCCUAUAUUCUACAAAUGAUUGGGCAGGUGGCCAACAGCAAGCAACUUUGCCAGGAGAUUGAUUUGUGUCCCAGACAGGCGGGGCAGGUCCAUUUAAUUGGAGGUGCCAAGUGCACUUUUGGACCUUCUUACUGGUGCCACUCCCCUGCUCAUGCAGCUGCAUGCAAGGCUGAAAGCUACUGCCGGAGUAAAGUGUGGGUGAACUGAAUGAGCUUGCUUCAACUUUUUCAUUAUUAUUUGUUUUUGUACAAGGUUGUAACUUAGAUAGUGGACUUAUUGAAUGAGGCAGUCGUUUCAUGCAACUCUACUUAUGUUUUUUUUUUAUUUUUAUGUUUAAUUUUAUUUUUUUAAAGUCACAAAAUGUGAUUAAUCCAAAGAAAGCUCUCUUGGUUGCCAUAAAAUGAUUGUAACUAUUUUACAUUUGGUUAAAAUAAUAAAAGUUUUUGGUAGUA